AUGGUGAUUGCAAUCGCGUCCCUGGUCAUCGACACCAUCGAGGAGCACUUGGGCCACGGCAAGACUCUGCCAGGCAUUGCGGAUGAGCUGUCCAAGGCCUUCGAGCAUUACAAGAAGUUCUGCAAACGAAACAAAAUGCCUGCAUGCUCCUUCCGGUUCAGCUUGGCCAAGUUUAACAGGAAACAGUACACGAACCUCCCGGUGCUUGCGUCAUGCUACAAGGCCAACGUUGUCAAAGGCAUGGUUUACUGGGUUGCCGACUACUUGAAUACGUUCAAAGACAGCCAGCUUGACAAGCAGCGUGCCUGCUGCGGCUAUGCGUUGGCUAGGUUUCAGAGCAUUUGUGACAGAUCGCCGGAGUGGUUCUCUGACGAAGCUCGCAGGGAAGCCUCCACCCAAAUCCGCAAUUUCCUUCAACUUUAUCAAAGCUUGGCGGCGCAGGCGCAGUCAGCAAAGAAGAACAACUACCAUUUAGUUCCGAAAUUUCAUAAUUUCGAUCACCUAUCAUCUUACAUAGAUGAGACUGGUCGUAACCCAAGGUUUGACCAUUUGUAUACAGAUGAGGGGUUGAUGGGAUGCGUGGCAAAGAUAGCUUCAGCAACGCAUGCUCUCACUAUGAGCAGGAGAGUUUUGGAAAGAUACCGGGCCCAUUUGGAUGUGGUACAUAGCCUGGUUGCCUUGUGGCCUCUCAGAGCCACCCGCUCAGCCCGCGGCAAGUAA
Molecule: messenger RNA, 720 nt
Organism: Effrenium voratum
Lineage: Eukaryota; Dinophyceae; Suessiales; Symbiodiniaceae
Source: the annotation of a GenBank genome assembly